Clonostachys rhizophaga is the source of this 360-nucleotide messenger RNA. Lineage: Eukaryota; Fungi; Ascomycota; Sordariomycetes; Hypocreales; Bionectriaceae. The record is from the annotation of a GenBank genome assembly.
AUGUCGUCGUCUGAGCAAGAGCUCCAGAUCCACCCCAUCGUACAGGAGUCGGUCGUCCACAAUGCGAAGACGCUCUCCAACUUUCACAGCCUCACGGCCUCCCUGUUCGGUGUAACCGCUGGCAUCCUCGGCCUCGAAUCCUAUGCCGGCUUCCUCCUCUACCUCGUCCUCUCCGUCAUCACCACCCUCCUUUUCUACGUCUUCCAGGUAGCGCCUGCCUCGCUUAGCGAAAAGAAACCCCUCUUCGAUACGACACGAUUCUUCAAGGGGGCGCUGGAUUUCUGGACGGGCGGCUUGUUCAGCGGCCUGUCCGGCUUUGUGCUGACUUGGACGCUCUUCUACGGCCUGGUACGGGUUUAG